Molecule: messenger RNA, 753 nt
Organism: Exophiala aquamarina CBS 119918
Lineage: Eukaryota; Fungi; Ascomycota; Eurotiomycetes; Chaetothyriales; Herpotrichiellaceae
Exons: 3
Coding region: 1-753 (250 amino acids)
Biological process (GO): translation
Cellular component (GO): ribosome; mitochondrial large ribosomal subunit
Molecular function (GO): structural constituent of ribosome; rRNA binding
Source: RefSeq, a predicted model, not a curated record
AUGCCCUGCACAGGAGCCCAACCCUCGCUCCAGCGGCUUUUCCUUGAGGCAAGUCGGACGCGUGAGAUCCCAUCGUUUCUCCUUCCGUCUGUCUCCUCCCUGCGAUCUUUCUCCACGAGCCAUGCACGACGGUCACGCAUCGGACGCGAAGCAAUCACAAUACCCCCAGAAGUCACUCUACGAUUCUUCGACCUACCAAAGGGAACUGGGAGGAGCAGGAAUCCAGAUACACCGAAGUCCGCGCUUGAGGUGACUGGACCGUUAGGUCAAAUGACGGUCCCUUUACCACCCUAUCUGGCCACAUCACAGGAAGAUGACGGGAAAAAGCUGUUGCUGAAUGUGGGAGAUGUAAAUGAAAAACACCAAAGGUCUAUGUGGGGGACAAUGCGCACCCUCGUUCAAAACAGCGUUUCCGGCGUAUCUGAAGGCCAUGUCUGCAUCCUCCGGCUGGUCGGCGUCGGCUACCGAGCAACAAUCGAAGAAUCCGCGAUCACCAAGAAGCCCGAGUACCCAGGCCAGAAAUUUGUGAAUCUGAAGCUGGGAUUCGCACAUCCGGUAGAAAUGCCCAUUCCACAGGGUGUUAAGGCUAGUGUGCCUCAGCCAACACGGAUCCUGUUAGAGGGCUGUGACAAGCAGGUGGUGACGCAGUUCGCCGCAGAGAUCCGUGAUUGGCGCAAACCGGAACCCUAUAAAGGGAAGGGCAUCUUUGUGAACGAUGAGACUAUCAAGCUUAAGGGCAAGAAAGCUAAGUAG